AUUCCUGUAACUGAGUUUAUGGCAGUUUGACAGUUUUUUUUGUUUUGUUUUAAGUUUCAAUCUUAAAACAGCUAACACAGUCACACUGACUUGCACUGACUUGAUUUGUUGUAGUAUAGUUUACCUGUCAACAACAACAACAAAAAAAUGUUUGGCUCUUGGCAUAUCAUGCUGUAAUCAUACGGUGUAAAUGUUCUGUGUAACUUCUUUUUUCCCCAUUCCAGCGGAUGUUUCCUCUUAAACGCAGGUCUGGGACACAUUUAAAACCAAUGACAAGUUCCUGCUAACCCACAGCAGGCACAAGAGUCUGUUAGAAGCUGUCUGAGGAGAAGGACUCCUACAUUCUGGUUUUAUCUCUGACGUCGUCAUCAUGAGAUUGUCUCCAGUUUCACCACAUCUGCUGGUGUUCAUAUCAGUCCUGUCACUCACACCGGUGAUAUUCUACCCAUUCGGCUCAGCAGCAGGAGACACACAAGUUCUUGAAACUGGGUCUGAAACCUCUGCAUUUGUUGCCUUCUCCACUCCAUUUAAGUUCUUUGGCCGCACAUACAGCCACACAUAUGUUAAUAAUAACGGACUCCUUACAUUCAACCAAGCUUUACCAGAAGCUCAACCUAACAUCUUUCCCACAUUUGGAAGUAGAGACUUCAUUGCUCCGCUCUGGGCGGACCUUGAUGACAUUAGUAUAGGCCUUUACUCCUAUCAGCAGUACACAAAUGGAAGUGUUCUCACUCGUGCCACUCAGGAUAUAAACCAGUAUUACCCUCAGAUGAACUUCAAUGCUUCUUGGGUCUUUGUUGCAACGUGGGACUUUGUUUUAACGUCAAAUAUAACUGUUUUAAAUCUUCACUUAGCACCGGCUAUCACUUUUCAAGUGGUUUUGGUUUCAGGUGGUGGUUAUUACUUCAUUUUGAUGAAUUAUUGUGACUGUGUUGCGAUAUCCAUUUCAGUGGAGGCAGGAUAUGACACCAUAAACUCCACUGACUACUAUCGGAUUCAUUAUUCAACUAAUGGCAACUACCUCCCAAACCUCAAGAACACAACUAACGUAAAUGUUCCGGGUCGCUGGGCCUUCCCUGUGAACGACAGACCAGUUCGUAGCUUUGAGCUCAAAUAUAGUCCUGAUGCUAAUGUGCUCUAG
Messenger RNA from Carassius gibelio (silver crucian carp), 1141 nucleotides. Its product is annotated as sushi, nidogen and EGF-like domain-containing protein 1. Gene Ontology annotation, biological process: cell-matrix adhesion. The record is from RefSeq and is a predicted model, not a curated record. The transcript is spliced from 7 exons. NCBI's taxonomy places the organism in Eukaryota, Metazoa, Chordata, Actinopteri, Cypriniformes, Cyprinidae. Bases 371 to 1141 code for a protein of 256 amino acids.